AUGCACGACGCUGGACAUAACAGCAUGUACGGCGCAGGCGGCAUGUACGCACAUCCCGAUGCAAGGGGUAUGAUGGAUGACAUAAAUGAGAUCAUUGUCACAAAGCUUUUUUCCAGUCGGCGGGAUCUCGAUCGCCUCGCUUCUGCGCAGGAUUUUUCACGUCGGUUCGACUCCAACUGGGGAAGCUACCGCUUCGCCGGCGCAGACAGCUAUGGCGGCUCCCUGUGCCGCGCGAACAGCGCGGCCGGUGGUUCCCUCAUGAACCUCAGUGGGAAGCCCGGUGCGUCAUCUAUCACAGGCUGCGGAACAGGGGCCGCCGGCGUAGAUCCAGACGGCAACGACGGCCGCAGCGUGCACGAGAAGAUGCCGGCAUCGGAGGAGAGGGAAGCAGCGACUAAGGAGGCUGCGGACGAGCGCGUCGACGCCUCUCGCAACGUCCGGCGAAGUGGCCUGGCGGACACGGACGCGUCCAAGCCGUCUGGCAAGUCAACACCGAGCACGGUGAAGCCUAGCAGCUCUGGGGCCCAAAGUGGCGAGACGCACGACGCGCCGACGCAGUCUUCGACCGAAGCAAGCGGCAAGACCAACAAGAGCAAGGACGUGUCCGGCGGUGCGCCUGACAAGGGGCCCAAGACCAGCACGCAGCAGUCGACCGAGCCGAAGCCGACCCCGGCGGGUGCCAAUGAUCGCGGCAUGGCAGCUCUUCAGUCGGUUAAAGGGGGUGCAGGCAAGGCAUCGAAGACCAUGAAUGCGCAGGAAACGAAGUCUCGUACGACUGAGUCGAUCGAUGACAUUCCGCUCCUGGCCGACGACGUCCGACCGAAGCCGAAGCCGGCCGCCCCGAAUGCGCCGACACCGCAGACAUCGGCGGUCACGAAGCCGCCCGCGUCGAAGCCGUCUGAACCGCCGAAUGAGGCGACAGAGACUGCCCAUGCCGUGGACAGCAGCUCAACCACCAACGCAACGAGGGGCUCCACCGCCAACGGCGAGGGCCGCCCCGCUCGCCCACGCAGCCGCCAGGCAACACGCCCCGUCAGUCGCCUCACCUCGAUGAGCGUUGUGGAGUUUCCAGUGGCGGAGGAGGUGAAUGAUGAGAUGGUCGACGGCGGCCUCCACGACCCGGAGAAGGAGGCGGCUCUCCGCGCCGAGCAGCGCCGCGAGCGCGAGAACGCCGCCCGUGCGGCGCGCGAUGAGCGGCAGCGUCAGCAGCAACUAAUCGAGGAGGCGCAGAAGCAGCGCGAAGAGGAGGCGCAGCGGCGGCGACAGAAGAAAGAGGACGAGGCGCGCCAGCGGAAGGAGAUGCUGACGAAGAUGGACGAGGAGCGCAAGCGCGAACGGGACGCCGCCCUUGCCGCGCGCGAGCGCCAGCGGGAGGAGGAGAAGCGGCGCUUUGAGGAUAUGAAGCGCCUGGAGGAAGCGAAAGAGGCCGCGCGUGCCGCCGCCCUGAUAGCGGAGCGGCAACGCAAGCUCGAAGCGGAGAAGGCGGAGGCAGAGGAGAAGACGGCCCGCAGCGUCUCGCGUCAACGCAGCCGACGUCCUACCAGUCGACCUGCCUCCCGCCUGCGCGGUGCGAUCCCGGAGCAGCCUCCGGAUGUGACGGCUGGGCAGAUAAAGGACACGCUAGCGGACGAGGCCUUGGGGAAGUCAGAGCACCCCGACAACGAGAGCCACCACUCCCACGCCGCACAGGCGCUGCGUGCGGCGCAAGCCGAUCGCAAGACGGAGCCUAGGGCGGAAGGGCGGCACACAUCUAAGUCGCCGGCGGAUGUGAGGUGUGCGUCCUCGACCCCGGCCGAGGUGCGGGAAGAACGUGCCGCCCGAUCGCAGCGUUCACAGUCGCCCCUGCCGCAGCAGAAGCAGCCAGCCUCGGCAGAAGGAGUGAUGAGUGGGCCGCCGAGCCACAGCGCCGCGCGUCCGCCGCCGAACUCGAACCCGACGCCGCAGUCGAAGGUGCUCAAUAACUCGUGCCGCUCUCAGCCGAAGGAGGACAAAUCUGUGUCUUCAGCGGGCAAGAGCAGCGCCUCGCGCCCGGCAAACAUGGUGAAGACACUGGUGCUUGUGGAGGAGUUGCGCGACAGCAACCACGCCUUGGCGAUGACGGGCAACUCCAUCAGCUACAAAGGUCAGACGAUCGAGGUGACCGAAGUGAAGACGCGUCCGGAGGACAACUUUAACUACCACUCCAGCGUCGUCCACGACGUCUCCGAGGCGGUGUGCAGCGGCUACAAUGCCGCGGUGCUGGCUGUGGACGCUCCGAACACCGCCAGCCGCUUCGACUCACCCGUUUGGUCUAUCCUCAACCGCAUUGUCCGAACGCUGCUGCAGGAGAACAGCAACCAGGCCGGCCAGCUGCGCUCCGACUUUCAGCUGACGUGCGCCAUGGGGUACCUCUACAAGGACAAGGUGAAGGACCUGCUGACGAGCGCUGAGCCGGAGUCGCCGUUCACGAAGAUUGGUGUGAACCCGUCGCCGAUCUACGGUCCGCGCUUGACAAACCUCACCUACGACGCCGUCACAGACCCCGGCGCGUUCGAGGACGUGCUCACCACCACGCUCUCGCGUGCCUCUGAGGAUGCGGCAAUACAAAAUCUGACAGAGGGUGUCAUAGCUGCGUUUCUGCUCAUCAUGCAGACCCGCGAGACGGACGGCAAGCCGGACAUCUAUCUGUCGUCCCUCGUGGUGACCACGGCCGGUGACGACACUUUUCCAUACCAGUCAGCGAUCUCCCACACCCGCAACGAGUACGCGACGGUGUUCCACCUGGUCCUCGGUGGUCCAAGCUGCACCUGCUUCAUGCUGAACAUCGCCGACGACGACAACGUCUGCAAGGCAGGUGAGACAGAGGAGUCGGUGCAGGAAAGGAUUGAGCGUGUCCUGGGGCUGCUGCAGAAGAUGUCCGCCCUGCCGAACUACGACUUGCGCAGCGGCUCUGUGAAGCGGUUCAUCAAGUACGUCGAGCUGUCCCACAAAAAUGCGCAGGCGCGGCUGGAGAAGGAAGAGGAUGAUGUGCAGCGCCGCAAGGUAGAGCGCUACCUCCGUGAACAGGAGCGACUCCUGCAGGACGCCUACCGCCUGCUGCAGGAGUGGAACAUCAACUGCGGCGGUGAGCUCUAA
Leishmania major strain Friedlin is the source of this 3114-nucleotide messenger RNA. RefSeq lists its product as hypothetical. Lineage: Eukaryota; Euglenozoa; Kinetoplastea; Trypanosomatida; Trypanosomatidae. The transcript has a single exon. The record is from RefSeq and is a predicted model, not a curated record. The coding region runs from base 1 to 3114 and encodes 1037 amino acids.